Molecule: messenger RNA, 609 nt
Organism: Aphanomyces invadans
Lineage: Eukaryota; Oomycota; Saprolegniomycetes; Saprolegniales; Verrucalvaceae
Exons: 2
Coding region: 1-609 (202 amino acids)
Biological process (GO): proteolysis
Molecular function (GO): aspartic-type endopeptidase activity
Source: RefSeq, a predicted model, not a curated record
AUGUUAGCCGAAAUUCGACAGUUCAGUGUCGAGAAUGCCUGUUCGAUUCCAGCAGUUUACCACAGUUUCGUGCUUGUCUUGGCGACCCUUGUUCACUUCUCCGUGGUAGCAGAUACCCUUGUGCGCAUCCCACUGCGCCGACAACCCAGACCUUCAAACACAGCACGGCCUUCGCUCGCGGAUCCAUCCCUGGUCCUGGACGAGGUUGAUCUGGCUGCUCGAGGGCACGUCCCCCUGACCAACUUCGUCGAGUUUCAAUUCUAUGGCGAUAUGACAGUUGGAACACCGCCGCAGCAACUUGUGGUGACGUUCGACACAGGCAGCAGCGAUCUGUGGGUGCCAGGCAGCGCGUGCGUCCAUUGUGCCGGCUCCCAUCGCUUUACUCUAUCCUCGUCGUCCACAUUUCGUCUGUCGUCGAAUCCCAACUUUACGAUCGCGUAUGGCAGUGGGCAAGCGCACGGUAUGAGCGGCAUCGACACAAUCGCGGUCUCUGGGUACAACGCGACGGGGGUGCCGCUGGGCGUAGUUGAAGAGGAGGAAGAUUCGCUGAGCAACAUGAAGCCUGACGGCGGGUUCAGCAUCCUCGGGUACGUCCUUCCGAUGCUUUGA